Tuber aestivum (summer truffle) is the source of this 1980-nucleotide messenger RNA. Lineage: Eukaryota; Fungi; Ascomycota; Pezizomycetes; Pezizales; Tuberaceae. The record is from the annotation of a GenBank genome assembly.
UACCUUAUUUGAUCCAUUCCGCGAUUCCACAUAAUGUUUUGGAAUACACCUCCGGACGAACUGAGCCAUUUCCCGCAAUUGCAGCGACUGCGAAGCCAACGCCAUUGUCCGUACCCCCAACCUUGUUCAUCCAUCUAUAUUCUUCUGCACAUCUGCUUCUUAUGCCGGCGGCUGACUCGGGAUCCGGGCGAUUAAGAACGGGCCAUCACCCCCCACCAAGAUAAGAUAAGAAUGGACUGCACCCUGUAGGGGCUUCAGGGAGAGCACAGAUUGUCGAGUGACCUCCUGUGGAUUUCCAAAACAAGCAUAGCGCAAUUGCCAAACUCGGUACGGUAAACAACCCUUCCAAGAAUCACGAGAUAUCGGCAGACUAUCCACAAUCAGGGUAUUGAAGCCCCUCCCCACCCCCAGUUUGGCCGCAAGCGGGGAUUCCCGACUUUUAGGUUGUUUAGGCUAAACUUUCCGUCCACUACCCCUCCCGCUUUCAUGCCCCUCGAUAUACCUGUACUCGUACAGCAUUACCGUAUAAGCUGCCAGGGUUGCGAAUAUAAACGUCUAGUGGCGCCUUCCUCCACUCGUAUCCCAACCGAUUUCACAUCCCCCAUCAAAAACAUGUCGCCGAAUUUCAAAGUAAUCGCAAGGACCGGUGAGCCCAUCCUCCACCUCGAAGACUUUUGUUUACCCGAGUCGCCGGUGCACGACGAGGACACGGGAGCCACCUGGUUUACGGACAUACCCCGCUCGGUGAUAUACGGUUUCAAUGUGGGAGAGGGCCGGAAGAGCCUCAACCGGAUUGAGGUUGGAGAUCUUGUGGGAUGUCUUGCGUUGAUUGACGGAGUACGUAUCUAUAAUGCCCCGGGAAGCUGCUUUGCGAGAGGGGAGUGGAUAGACUGAUUUGAGGGGAUCAUGACCGGUAUCGCGGGGAACAGGAUAAAGAACAUUUGGCGGUUGGGGCUAAACGCGGCUUUGGAAAAGUGAACAUCGAGACGGGAAAGUUGGAGUAUAUCAAUACCCUGUUCCCGGGUGAUAAGGAUAAGCAGGAUCUUAUGCGGAUCAAUGACGGGGCAGUUGACGUGCAGGGGAGAUUUUGGGCUGGCUCUAUGAGAAGGUACGAUAGCACCCGCUUUCACUCGCCCCCGACCUAUCAGCUAAAUGGUAUGACAGCUUCGACUUGGGCCCCCCGGAAAACGAAGGCACACUCUUCCGCAGCGACCCUACCACUCACCUCAAUCAUGUAAAAUACCCUGUCGCCAUUCCCAAUGGCAUCGGUUUCUCGCCGGACAACAGCACCCUCUACCUUGUCGAGACCCAACUCAAGACAAUAUUCGCAUAUCGCUUCGAGCCCGAAACAGGCGGUAUCUCACACGAGCAAGAGUUCGUCAAAUUUGACGAAGAGAAGCACGGGCCUGGAGCCCCCGACGGCCUCGCCAUAUCUUCGGACGGCGAUCUCUGGGUGGCCAUGCUGGGUGGCUACAAGGUGUUGCGUAUCGACCCAAAGACGAAGGAUGUUAAGGGAAUUAUUGAGGUCCCCACCAGUAAGCAGGUUGCUUGCCCGGCAUUUGUAGGAGAGGGUAUUGUCAUUACCACGGGGAAACUAGUUCAAUUGGACCCCGAUAUUGCGAAGACCAGCGUACACGCCGGAGCCGUUUUCUAUGUCCCACUGCCGGGGAUAACUGGACGGGAAGUGUACAAGGCCCGGUUUGACGCUGUGCCGGAAGACCCGGGAACGACAAGCGGAAAGUUAAUAUCAGCAUCAAAGGCGAAGGAGAAGAAGGAGGAGGAUGCUACUCUCACGGGAAUAGCAGUGCCGCCGGUAGCCGAGAAACCUAGUGUCAGCACCAUGACCACGGUAGAUGCUACAACUGCUACCCGCGUGACGGGAGAAAAGUGAGGUUUUCCUUUGUCUAUAAUUUCUUGGGAAAAGAUACCCGUUGGUAUGUCUGCGCUAGGGAGGAGAAAUUGAGGGGCAUUGAGCAGUAA